AUCUAACUGCGAAAAUCUAGGGUUUUGCCAUUGUCCGAUGCUCUUGAGCUUUUAGGGAGGAAAUUAGAGGUCGAAGAUGAGUGCAAGGGUUCUACCAUUGUCAACUGUGAAGGUUUUGCCAUUGAUGCCUGUGAGGUUGGAGAAGAGUGGGGUCGAAAUGGCGUUUUAUAGAGGAGAAGGAGACCCAGUACCCGAUUAUGGUAAGGGUUUUUUAACUUUUAAUUUUUGGUACUUUCCAGCUAAAAUAGGGUCUGAAGUGUUAAAAAAGACAUCACCCAUUACUUUAUUCAAGAAAUGUAAAAGGAAAAUGACGUUUUUUUUUCACGUAUAACAUGAUUACAUGGUUUCUUAGUCAAUAUUGUUUGGUUAAAGCUGGUGGUUGGAUGCAUUAAAGGAAACUUAUGGGCAAUUUCUAUAUGUGCACACACCACAAGUGGGGUCCAUUUGUUUUUGUAUUUAGUGGCACUAUAGAAUUUGAUUUCCACUUUCAGUAAAAUAUUUUUUACUUAACCUUGUUCUGAUUUGUUUGCUUCCUCUGUGAUGUGUUAUGUUGUUUGUUUGAUUAAUGGAAUUGGAUAUGUGAUAAUAGUAGUUUCUUCAUGUUGAAAAUGCAUCAUGGGGGUAUGUUUUUACACUAUUUGGUAAUAAAAAGUAUGAGGGUGGGAGAGUAAGUUAUUUUGACUGGAUUGACAAUGAUACAUUCAGUAGGGUGCAAAUUGAGGGAUUUUCCAUCAACAUAGGAUACAAGAUCCCUUUUGGUAUUUUGUAUAAGCCAAAAUAUGCACAUUUGAACACAAGGAGGAUAAUUUUAGGGGAUACACAAAUUAAACAAAAUUUAGAAGAAAUUUCUAUAAAGAAGUUCUUAGAAUGUCUGUGUAUUUGGCCCUGCCAGAGAUGACUUUUGAGUUGGAAUGGAGUAAGGAUCCAACUACUAUUCAUCACAUACUAGAGCCAUCAAGACAAAAGUUAAGGAAAUGUGUGACUGAGGAGCUUCCACCCGAUUCUAAUGUUGUGGUUGAUGUGGUGGGCAUACCAGAAGACAUGACCAAGAACAAGGGAAAAUGUAAAGAGCCUGAGAUGGUGAUUAUAAGCUCAAGUGAUGAAUCAAAUAGUGAGGGAUUAAGUGAGAAUGAUGACAGUGAUGAAGAAGGGAUUGCUUAUGCAGUAUGUGAGAAAGAAAAUACUGAAACUUGGAAGUGGUUCCUGAAUCUUUUGAAGACAAAUCUGGAUAUAGAAAGGCUAGAGGUGUAUACCAUGAUGAAUGAUAGGCAGAAAGAUUUGGAAAAUGUAGUGGGGUCAGUUUUCAAUGGAGUAGAUGUUAAAUUUUGUGUUAGGCACCUCCACUCCAAUUUUAAAAAAGACCAUUCGGGCCUACUCAUGAAGCAAUUCUUUGGGCAGCAGCAAGGUCAACAACAAUUCCUGAGUUUCAAAGAAGAAUGAGAGAACUUUGGGACAUUAAUCUAUCUGCCUACAACUGGUUGGCUGCAAACCAGCCAAGUGAGUGAAUUAAGUCUCACUUCCGUGAAGGUCUAAAAUGUGAUGUCCUCCUCAACAUCUGUGUGAAUCAUUCAACACUGCAAUAAUUGAUGCUAGAGAUAAGUCUAUCAUAACUCUGUUCGAAAAAAAAUAAGGUAUUGGCUUAUGUGUCAUUUUUGUAAAAAGAUGGAGAGUGUGACCAAGUUGAUUCACCCUCUUGGGAAUUUUUUUUUGGAGAUAGUGGAAAGGAAUAAAUAGGUUGUCUAGAACUGCUUGACUAGAGGAGUUGCUGCCCACAAGUUCCAAAUUGAUUGCCCAGGGAAUGUGAGCUACACAGUUGACUUGGUAACUAAAUGUUGCACUUGCUGGAGGUACCGAUUGAGUGGUAUCCCUUAUGGCCAUGCACUUGCAUGUAUAUGGGUUGGGUAGCAUGCCACAAUGUUAUGUAGUAUAUUCAGGAAUUUUACCAAAAAGAUAAGUUUGAGAAGGCUUACGAGGUCAUAAUUGAGCAUAUGCCAAGUCCUGACUUCUGGCCUGAGAUUGGGCUAAAUCCGAUUCACCCACCUAUUGAGAGUAAUAUGCGAGGGAGACAAAGAAAAUCAAGGAGAAGGGAAGUUGAUGAACCUCCACCAGGUGCUACCAAGAAUCGGAGAUUUGGAUAAGUGCACAAGUGUGGGAAUUGUGGACAACCUGGCCACACUACUAAAAAAUGUGGUAAUCCAGCAUCUGCUCAGGUACCUAUUCAAACCAAGAAAAAAGAAAGACCGCCAUCGACCAACCCCAUUGAACAAAACAAGAAAAUGAAGGAGAGGUUGAGGAAGCCGAAAGAAAGGAAAAAAUGGUGAGGGGUCUUCAUAGGGAGGUGUUCGUACUAGGUCUUCACAGGGAGGUGGAAGAAGUGUGUAGACAUCCAACAAUUUGCUUUUGAAUGAAUUUGAGGAAUUUUUUUGUCAAAACUUUUGCACCAAACUUUUUUUGCUCUUGAUAUCAUGUAUAUAUAAGUUGUCCACAUUUUGGAUGCAUUAAGUUAGAUACUAAAUUAAUGCAAGUGGCUAUGUAGUGUUAUGUUCCCUAUUUUGAGAUUGCUAUAAAACUCAAAUGGUAUGUAUUUAGCCUUAUGAUCCUAUUAUUGAACACA
Humulus lupulus (European hop) is the source of this 2614-nucleotide messenger RNA. RefSeq lists its product as uncharacterized. Bases 868 to 1440 code for a protein of 190 amino acids. The record is from RefSeq and is a predicted model, not a curated record. NCBI's taxonomy places the organism in Eukaryota, Viridiplantae, Streptophyta, Magnoliopsida, Rosales, Cannabaceae. The transcript is spliced from 2 exons.